Papilio xuthus (Asian swallowtail) is the source of this 1627-nucleotide messenger RNA. RefSeq names its product fatty acyl-CoA reductase 1-like. Lineage: Eukaryota; Metazoa; Arthropoda; Insecta; Lepidoptera; Papilionidae. Gene Ontology annotation, molecular function: alcohol-forming very long-chain fatty acyl-CoA reductase (NADP+) activity. The transcript is spliced from 11 exons. Gene Ontology annotation, cellular component: peroxisome. Gene Ontology annotation, biological process: long-chain fatty-acyl-CoA metabolic process. The record is from RefSeq and is a predicted model, not a curated record. The coding region runs from base 1 to 1467 and encodes 488 amino acids.
AUGUAUUUAACAAAUAUUUUUGUGCGACGUUGUUUAAAAAAAACGAUUUUGGAAAGAUAUCAAAGACACAAGAAUGCAGUAACUGUGUUUAAAAUAACUAGUAAUAAAUAUUACCAUCAAAAUGUAGCUGAUUUUUACGCGGGAAAAUCUAUAUUUAUUACAGGUGGUACGGGAUAUCUCGGAAAAGCAUUUAUAGAAAAGUUAUUAUAUAGUACUGAUGUUGAGAAAAUUUAUAUGCUUAUUCGAGAAACACAACAAUUAACGGCACUUGUAAGGCUUAGUGACAUGCUUGAAAAUCCCGUAUUUACAAGGAUAAAGAAGGAAAAACCAAAAGCUUUAGAGAAAAUCGUACCUAUUCUAGGUGAUAUUGAGAAACCUAACUUAGGUAUGACAUCUACAGAUGAAAAAACAUUAAUUGAUAAAGUUUCAAUUGUUAUUCAUUCGGCUGCUACAACAAAAUUUAAUGAGCCGUUAUUGAAGGCUUUACAAAUUAAUUAUGAAGGGACUAGAAAAGUUUUAAGUCUUUGCAAAAAGAUCAAAAAUGUCCAGGCUUACAUACAUAUUUCGACGGCAUACACAAACACUGAUAAGAAUGUGAUUGAAGAACGAGUAUACCCAAUGCCGGUGGAUGUUAGUUAUAUCUACAACGAAUUGGCACGUAUUGGAAAUAACAAAGAUAAAAUUUCAACUCUGCUCUAUGGAAAACCUACUACAUACACAUUUACAAAGGCGUUAGCAGAAUCUUUAAUUGCUACUGAACACGAAAACAUACCUACAGUGAUAAUAAGACCAACUAUGGUGGCUUCGUCUUUCAAUGAGCCGUUAAAGAAUUGGACAGAUAACAUGUCGUUUCAUACAACAAUUUUACUGAGCGGUGCAACUGGACUAAAUCGGGUAAUUCGCGGGAAAAGUUCUAAUAUUGUUGAUUUUGUACCAAUUGAUUAUGUAACUAACUUCACUUUAGUUGCGGCGGCUACAUUACCAAGGUCCAGUAAAUUGGCAGUGUACAAUUGUGGGACAAGUUCAAUAAAUCCUAUCCAUUUGGAUGAAAUAUUUAAAUAUUUUAACAAAGCAAAUAUUAAGUUUAAUUCAAACGAUUCGAGAUUUCCUAAAGUUUUUAUUGUAGAGUCUGAAUUAGCUCGAGAUAUACUAACAUUUAUAACACAAAUUAUUCCUGCGUAUGUUUUUGAUACGUUACUUAAAAUUAAAGGAAAACAAACAAGAUACGUGAAGCUACAGAGAAAAUUUAUAUACGCUCGUAACAAAUAUGAAUACUUCAACAGAUAUUCUUGGAUUUUCAAAACUGAUAAACUUCUAGAUAUUUACAAGAAUAUAUCUGAACAAGAUCGACGGGAGUUUCCUUUAAACCUUUCGGAUAUUAUUUGGCCUGAGUACAUGAUGACAUACGCCAAAGCGGUACAAGAGUUAUUACUAACACAAAAGAAAGACAACAAAACUAUGCCCUAGCAUAAAUCGGACCUCACUGUCAUCCAAAACUUAUUUAGUAGAUUCCAAGUCUAGCUUGACAUUGCCGCAUUUUAAGUAUUCUAGUAAGUUUACUAUUAAAGGUUUAUUUAUAUUUUUUCUUAUUUAACUGGUAUAUUUGUUAUUAUUGUGUCUUUUUAAU